Molecule: messenger RNA, 1476 nt
Organism: Fonsecaea nubica
Lineage: Eukaryota; Fungi; Ascomycota; Eurotiomycetes; Chaetothyriales; Herpotrichiellaceae
Exons: 1
Coding region: 1-1476 (491 amino acids)
Source: RefSeq, a predicted model, not a curated record
AUGGCGACCGAUGGCUCUCCUCCCUCCAGGUAUCCCCCAUCAAUGGGGCCUGGGGCUCGACCCGUCAAUAAGCCUGGAGAAUCAGAAACAAGAUCGAAGUUGCUGGAAGUCAUACAGGCACGGUCCAAAUACCAGGUGUCUGUCGAAUCGGAUACGCUGUCUCUAAGCUACGAACUCAACAAUACACCACGCCUCUACCGCCUCUCAUUUGACAAUAUGCCUCUGCAUGGUCUUUCAAGAUGGUGGGUAUAUGGUGGAUCUAUGAGGGCGCGGAGGGCAGGUGUCCUAGCUAUCGACCUCAUACGUGGCUCCGAAAACGUGGUACAGAGACCUGUCACCCAACAAGAGGCGGAAGCUCUGACAUAUUGGACUUCGCGAAGGCUCCUUUACGGUUCCGUGGCCACGUUCGCUUCCUCGGCCUUUGGUUUCUACCUGGCUUACAGAGGUCGCGCCAAGAUGAAGUUCCCUUUCGUCUCAGCAAAGCCUUUGGAGCGGUACAACAAGUUCCCUCUUCAACAGAUGCCUCUUAUAACCGGUCAAUUGGCUCAAACAGCCUGGCAAGUGACAAGGUAUAUCAUCUGGAUAGAGCUGUGUUUCCUGGUCGGCACCCCCGUCGUUGGAGCUUUAGGUAGUUUCAGUGCAGCCACAGGGAUGGCUACCGAUCCGCGGACCCAAGGGCUCAUCCAGGCAAUGCGAGAAAGAGGACGUGGCGACAUGAAUCGAACACUCUCAAAUAUCCCGAUGGAAUGGCCUCAGCAGCCUCAAGGGCAAGAUGAUGGCCGAGACGCACAACCCGAUCCCCAGGCAUAUUACAGAGAUAUGGAAAGCGGCAGUCAUCCAGAUGGCUCCGUCAUCGAUCGCAACUUCGAUGGUGACGGCAGCGGAGCGAGCGACACUGGUAUGCUGGAUGACUCUAGAGUAACGGAUCGUGAGAGAAAACAGCAGCAAGGAUAUCAAACACCGCAGCCAUCACGGCAGAUGCAGGACAAUACAUCCGCCACCUCCUCAGCCGACGGCGAUCCCUUCUUCUUUGACGAUGCAUCCCCUACCGCCGGAAACGACCCGGAUAUGGCCACGCCGUCAUCUUACAAGCGGUCCGGAGGCGGGAGCGUCUGGGAGCGCAUUCGAAGGGGCAAUUCUCCUUCGUCCGCCAACUCGUCAACAGCGCCCUCCGACGCCGAACUUCGCCGUCAAAGACUCGAAACCGAACGAGCUCGUGAAGCCCGUGCGAAUCCGAUGGCAGAACGCGACUGGGAAAGCGAUGAAAGCGUCCCGUCCAACAAUGAGACAAGGUUUGGUAGGGACGGGCGUGCCAGAGAACAAGCGCAACGGGAAUUUGACGAGAUGCUGGAAAGGGAAAGGAGACAGAGCGGGAGCGCCGAGUACGACAAGGGAAUGGCAGCUGUAGAGUCAGGCGAGGAAAGAAGGUCAGGGGAAGGGAUGAGUGCGUGGGAGAGAAGGCGGAGGGGCGAUUGA